AUGUGCGCGGCCUCUUCCGCGUCGGCGUCUUCCUCCUCUGCGGCGGCGUCUUCGCCGCCCGCCGGGCGACCCUCGGCGUCUUCCCCUCCGGCGUGUACGGCAGAUCGGCUGUAUGCGCUGGCAGCGGCGCACCAUCCGCCGCGGCGCUGCACCGUGGUCGACCGCAGCGACUCGCGGCCUCCAGACCAGGAGAUUCGGAAGAACGGGCUCGCGCGUCCGCUGCAGGCGUUUCAGAUUCUCUCGUGGGUGUGUUUCGGCGGGGACAUCUUGCUCUUUUACUUGUUGCUGAUUCCGAGCGUCUCGAUGGCGGUUCAGAUCUCUGUGGGGCUGCUGUUUGGGCUUUGCGCCCUCACGGUGUUCGCGUGCGGCUGGGUCGCGACGACUCUUGACCCCAUCGACCCGAUCGCAUUCGAAAGUGGGCCGUACUCGCUGAAGCCGGCGCCGGAAGUACAUCCCGACAUGCGCGAGUGUGACGUGUGCGGCUACGUGAACGAGCGGAGCAAGCACUGUCGAGUCUGCAACAAGUGCGUCGACGGCUUUGACCACCACUGCAUGUGGAUCAACAACUGCGUGGGCGACCGGAACUACAAGCCCUUCUUUGCGCUUCUCGUCGCCACGGCGCUCAUGACCGUCUUGGUCGUCGUCGUAGCCGUCUGGUGCGUCGUCGAAGAGGCGGUGUGGGGCCACGCUGCACCGCGGUGGCGAGACGCGUACGGCUGGUUCGAGCCCGUCGCGUACUACUGCCUCGUCGCGCUCCCGAUUGCCCUCAACGUGCCGCUCUUUGCGCUCGUUGGUCAGCUGCUAGCGCUCCACAUCUACCUCGUGCGUCACCACCUCACGACCUUCGAGUACAUCACGCUCCGCGUCCACGAGGAACAGGCAGACCAGGCCCUGGAGACCGCCGGCCGCCCGCCCUCGGCGAAGCAGAAGAAACACCGCGCCUGGGCCGAGUGGAUCGUCAUCGACCGCAGACGCCUGAAAAAAGCCAGAAAACGCGGGACGCUCAUGCGCGACAUCAGCGAAAUCAGCCAGUGCACGCCCGUCGGGCAUCCCGGACUCAGACACGACGACCACGACGACGGACACGAGCUGUGCGGCGUCUAUACCGCGGAAGGCGCCAACAACGCCCCCGACUCCCUCUUGAUCGACUCCCCGAAGAAGGAACACACGAGCCAAGUCGCACGCGCUGAAGGCUCGAGUCCGGCUGUGGGCGCAGAGCCCUCCGCCGUGGCGUCGCCAGUCCCUGCGGCUCCCUCGCCCGCGCUCGACGACGAUGGCGCGCCCGCGGGUCGCAUGGGCUCUUCAGGUGAAAAACCCGCGGCGCAAGCUGCAUGA
Besnoitia besnoiti is the source of this 1335-nucleotide messenger RNA. RefSeq names its product DHHC zinc finger domain-containing protein. The record is from RefSeq and is a predicted model, not a curated record. Gene Ontology annotation, biological process: protein targeting to membrane; peptidyl-L-cysteine S-palmitoylation. Gene Ontology annotation, molecular function: protein-cysteine S-palmitoyltransferase activity. NCBI's taxonomy places the organism in Eukaryota, Apicomplexa, Conoidasida, Eucoccidiorida, Sarcocystidae. Bases 1 to 1335 code for a protein of 444 amino acids. The transcript has 2 exons. Gene Ontology annotation, cellular component: Golgi apparatus; endoplasmic reticulum.